AUGUCACUUGGUAUUCUUCGAAGGGCAAAUGUCCCUGGCUUGGGCUGUAGCCUUUUGAAGAAUCAACGCCUUGCUCCUUCAUGCGUACAUAAGUCUUUUCAUGGCCCGCUUUCAGUACAACUUAGACAUAAUUCAUACAGCAAGUACGACGGUGGGUACCAGGGCCGUUCCAAGAAUUGGGGCGAAUGGAGCCCGUUACGGUGGGGCAUCGUUGCUUCCGCGUCAAUGGCAAUGGCUCUAUGGAAGUCACCCAUCAGGAACGAAGUUUAUCCCGUGGAUACCACUAUCCACCGCCUCAAGCCGGUAGAGACCGCUGAUACCUUUGAAAAUGGUCUUUAUGCUGCAUCUCAAAAGGAAGAGCAGGAUCUCUUCGACGAGUACCGAAAGGGGAAAACAAGCAAAGGCCCUGUUCUAUUAAGGGUUUUCUUUCGCAUCCAAUUUGUCGUCAUUGACUAUUUAUUAGACCCUCUUAAGACAAUCAUUAGAUUCGUUGAACUUACAUCUAUUUUUAUGCCAGUGCUUCUUGUAUCUCCCAUCUGUUGGUUCGGAAAGAAGGAUAGAAAGACCGGAGAGCAUGUCAGGAGCGGUGCAAGGCUUUGGUUUAGGUACUUGAGAUGGGCCUCAGAAGCUGCAGGGGCUUCCUUCAUUAAAUUGGGGCAAUGGGCCGCUUCUAGAACAGACAUUUUCCCUAAGGAAAUGUGUGAAGAACUUUCUCAUCUUCACUCUAAUGCAAAGGCCCAUUCAUUGGCCGAGACGAAGAAGAUUUUAAGUAAAAGCUUCGGCAUGCCAUUCGAGGAAAUCUUCGAGGAAUUUAGGGAAAAGCCACUAGGUGUGGGUGCGAUAGCACAAGUUUAUCUUGCCAAACUAUCUGACAAAGCCAUUAAACAAGCAAAACAGGAAAGUGACACAACCGUGCAGUUGUCUCUAGAUCCUGCUGUUCAUGAACAUCAUCAAUUUUUGGACAAAGUCAUUGUUACGGAACCAAGCAGUUUUAUAACCAAAAAGCAAGAAGUCGCCAUCAAAGUGUUGCAUCCGAAUGUUGAGGUUAAAAUAAACAGAGACCUCAAAAUUAUGAGUUUUUUUGCAUCCGUCAUCAACGCUAUUCCAACGAUGGAAUGGCUCUCAUUGCCAGAUGAGGUUGAACAAUUCUCGAUUUUAAUGAGACUUCAACUUGAUUUGAGAAUUGAAGCUCUCAAUCUAGCAAAGUUCCGCCAUAACUUUAAAAACCGUCUUGACAUACACUUCCCUAAGCCAUUCUUGAAUUUUAGCACUAGGGACGUUUUGGUGGAAGAGUAUAUUGAUGCCAUUCCUUUGAGCAAAAUGCUCAACUUAAAGGAAAAUUUUGGAAAGAAUGUUUCCAAAGAGAUCAGUGACAAAGGACUCGACGCCUUUUUGCAGAUGCUCAUUUUAGACAAUUUCGUUCACGCUGAUCUUCAUCCAGGUAAUAUGCUUGUCCGGUUUUACAAGAAUAAGCUUUAUCGCCACGAAAAAGAAUACAAGAUAGUCAAAACAAGCAAUGAAGAAGAGACCAACAAGAUCACGGAAGAACUACUUGCUUUGGGUGAUGAUCAUAAAGCAUGGGUCAAAAGGCUAGAGGAACUUUACGACCUCGGUUACCAUGCUGAGAUCUGCUUUUUAGAUGUUGGGCUAAUUACUGAAUUAAACCACACUGAUCGUGUUAACUUCAUUGACUUGUUCAAAGCUUUGUCCGAAUUUGAUGGUUACCUCGCCGGUGAGCUAAUGGUGGAGCGUUCGAGAACUCCCGAAACCGCUAUCAAUAAAGAGAUCUUUGCACUCAAAGUCGAGAAAUUGGUAGAUCGGAUGAAGCAGCGUACAUUCGCGUUGGGUAAUAUCAGCAUUGGAGACCUUUUAGAUCAGGUCUUGGGUAUGGUGCGUUCGCACCAUGUCCGAAUGGAGGGUGACUUCAUCACGGUCAUCGUGGCUAUCUUGCUCUUGGAGGGUAUUGGAAGACAACUUGAUCCUAAGCUAGAUUUAUUUGCAAGGUUCGUAUACGCCUUCGUUCUAGGGUUCCCUACAGAGAACACUUUACCAUUCUUGGGUCAGCCUCUAGGCAAGCAUCAAGAGGUGUUUGGCUUGGACACUUAUGUAACUGGUUCUGAAAACUCUGAGAAGAGGACCAUCGUCAUUUUGACUGAUAUUUAUGGACACAAGUACAACAAUACCCUUUUGAUCGCUGAUCAGUUGGCUAAAGUGGGCGGUUACAGGAAUGACCCUGUGCCCUCGAACCACGGAGAUCUUGCUCCAUGGUUAGAGAAGCACGGUAAUGAAAUCACCAAGCCCAUCGUGGAUACAUUCUUGAAAUCUGUUCGUGCACAGGUCGGUGACAGCUCGUUCGUCGGUGUAAUUGGUUAUUGCUUUGGUGCAAAGUAUGCUAUCCAACAGAUUGCCUCCGAAGGUUAUGCUAGCGCUGCCGCGGUUGCACACCCUUCUUUUGUUUCGAUUGAUGAAGUUAGAGCUGUGAAGAAACCUAUUCUUAUUUCUGCUGCCGAAACUGACCCAAUUUUCACUACCGAAUUGAGGCAUAAGACUGAGGGGCUUUGGCUAGCAUCAGGGCUAGAUACCAAAUUGACUUGUUCUCGGGCGUUGUACAUGGCUAUGCUGUUAGAGGUUGCAAUUGACAUGGGCCACGAAAAUAUGCUUCCCGUACAUCAGGAGAAGCGUAAAGCUUGCAAUGGGCGAAUUCGUCUCACACGAUUUACUUUCGGCUUUAUCACAUUUGGUCUUUGCUGUUACAUGAUAAGCAGGAUUCUCAUAAGCGGAAUUUCUCAUGAUGACCCAAGGAAUUGGUUCAGGUCGAAAGGUGACGACGGCAACAAUCCAGAUUCACUAUGUCCAAUAGUUGAAAAGGUUAACUUCUCUAAAUAUGCUUAUGAGAGUGAAACAGUACAACAAAUCAUUCAUGACGAAGGAUUUCGGAAUAGAUCAAUCGAGAAGUUGCUAGGUGCUGUUAGAUAUCCUACUGAGGUUUUCGAUGACAUGAUUCAUCCUGAGGAAGCUGAAUCGCUAGAUGAUUUGUUCAAGAUUGAGCCUGGAUGGAAGGAAUUCAAGAAAUUUCAAGGGUAUUUGAAGAAGACUUUUCCAGCGGUACAUGACCAUUUAGAGCUCGAGAAGGUGAAUGAUUUUGGUUUGGUUUAUACCUGGAAAGGGCUGAAUCCUAACAAAAAACCAUUGCUUUUGGCUGCCCAUUAUGAUGUUGUCCCGGUACAGAGGGAAACAGUGGAUCAAUGGACAUUUCCACCAUUCGAAGGCGGCUAUGAUGGGAAGUAUUUAUAUGGAAGAGGAGUCUCCGAUUGUAAGGAUUUGCUCAUUGCUUUGUUAGAGACAGCCGAACUUUUGCUUUCUGAGAAUAAAUUCAGUCCUCAAAGGACGAUAAUUUUGGCAUUUGGCUACGACGAGGAAGCUCUGGGUUCAGGUGCUAAGAAAAUUUCAGAGCAUUUGCUCAAGCAAUACGGACCGGAUUCCUUUCUUCAGAUCAUUGACGAAGGUACUUCAGGUUUUGAAGAAGUGGAAGGGCUCAACCUUAUCUUACCAGCUACGGGUGAAAAGGGAUAUGUCGAUUCUAUCAUCGAACUUUAUACACCAGGUGGGCAUUCCUCAGUUCCCCCAAAGCACACUGCGAUCGGCAUUUUGGCUAAACUUAUUAGCGACAUCGAGGAUAUUGAGUUUGAAAGUGUUAUCACCAACGCAAACCCAGUUUUAGGUCAAUUACAAUGCCUAGCUGAACAUUCUCCUUUGCUUGAGCGUGACUUAAGAAAGAACAUCUUGAGGGCUCACUUUGAUAAGCAUGCUAACAAGGCGCUUCUUGAAUAUCUUAAUAGGAAACCAGAGGAUAAGUUCCUUGUGACAACAUCUCAGGCCGUCGAUAUAAUUUCAGGCGGGGUGAAGUCAAACGCUUUGCCUGAACAUGUGUCAGCCUUGGUGAACCACAGAAUCGCGGUUGAGGAGCUGGUGCAAUCUACCUCCGACAAAAUUGUCAUGCAGAUCACGGAAAUUGCUGAAAAAUAUGACUUGGAUGGUGGUUACUUCAAUUAUACUCUUAGAGAAGCUUUGGAGCCGGCUCCCGUGACACCGAUCCAGGAUGAGAUCUGGAAUCUUUUUGGUGGGUCGGUUCGUUACCUUUACGAAGACUUGAUCUUCCCAAAUUCUUCAAAAGAGUUCGUGUUUGCCCCAUCUCUUUCAACGGGAAACACGGAUACGAAGUCCUACUGGGAUUUGACUAGGAGCAUCUACAGAUAUGUUCCUGGGCUUCCUACACCCAAGCUGAACAUUCACUCGGUAGACGAAAGAGUUCUAUUCGAUGGCCAUUUGCUGAUUAUUGCAUUCUACUACAAUUAUUUGCAAGUUGUUGAUCAGCUCGCUCAAUAA
This is a messenger RNA of Candidozyma haemuli, 4386 nucleotides long. RefSeq lists its product as uncharacterized. The record is from RefSeq and is a predicted model, not a curated record. Gene Ontology annotation, molecular function: hydrolase activity. Bases 1 to 4386 code for a protein of 1461 amino acids. Gene Ontology annotation, cellular component: mitochondrion. NCBI's taxonomy places the organism in Eukaryota, Fungi, Ascomycota, Pichiomycetes, Serinales, Metschnikowiaceae. The transcript has 5 exons.